AUGAUUUGCUUGAUAGGCUGUUCCUUAGGCAUCAUGGCUGCAGCUUUGUCGCCAUUCGCGUCUACGAAAGAAACUACCAACUAUGCAAGGCUAUGCCGCCUCUUGGUAGAUGUUGGAUCUCAGGUGCUUCAGUCCACUUUUGACAAAAUACAUCCACCAGCGACUCUACAUACAGUUUUGGGAAGUACCUCAGUGCAUUUCGCCACAUUGCAAUCACUGUACGAAGGGAAGAAGAAGGUGCUGAAUCCCACGCAAUGGGGGAAGUUGUAUCCUGCUCAUUCACCCGUGGCUUCUGCAGCCUUCGACAUAACGCUGCUAACAGUGCUUCUUAGAAAUAUAUGUGGUUUGAGCCCUCCUGCCACUGGUUGGGAUCGUCUUCCCCCAGCUGCAAACAUAAGCAUCACAGAUGACAUAGCCAGAGUGAAGUAUUACAGGAACACUGUAUACGGCCAUGCUUCUCAAGCCUCUGUGGAUGAAAGUAUUUUCAGCGUUUACUGGCAGGAAAUACGAGAAGCUUUGGUGAGACUGGGAGGAUCUCAUUUAAGAGCUGAAAUCGACAAUCUUGAGCACGAUUGCAUGGAUCCAGAUAUCGAAGAGCAUUAUCGUGAACUGAUGAAACAAUGGAAGAAAGACGACGACAGCAUCAAAGACAAGUUGGAAGAAAUUGAAGGUUAGAAAACAUUGUCCACUGCCAAUACGGAUGAAUCAGAAGGCUAGAAAAGUGUAUAUUUUCAGUAAACACGGCAGUGAAGGUUAGCUCAUGACUUUUUCAUUUUGGACGGAGCUAGUCACAUAUUUGGAAAAUUUUUUCUAGUGUUAUAAGUGAAAAAUGAAGAAUUAACCCAAAUGUUGACACUGUGUUUUCAUUUGCAGUACUUUUGUCUGUUCGUGGGUACUACUGCUGGAGUGCAUUUUUGUGAUUUCUAAGCGUCUUAUUAAGUUUGAUCUAUUCGGAGUCGACCAGAUUUUGAUAUACGUAUCAUUUUUUAUCGGCACCAAAACGUGAAUCUGUGAUGUAAAUGUGCUUAUGAGAUUGCACUUAUCUUUCUUACAUUUCCAGAUUUGCUAGGUGACCUCGGAAACAAAACUGAGAAGAUAGAAAUUGAAAUGAAGGAAGUUAAAGAGACGAUUAGUAGCCUGACGCUUACAAUGGAAAAAAGCACAGAUGAAGGUUGGUUGCCAAAAAGAGCUACUCACCGAUAAACUGAACUAACAACAGUGAUUCCGUUAACUUGAGUACAUAACACAUCUAAGCAUGAACACUUUAUUCCCUCAAUGUUGGCCGAAUUAGCAUUUUUGUGGUAAUGUAUUAUUGUAAGAGUCCUCCAUUGCUACCAACCUACUCUGGCUACAAAUGAAGAUACUAUGUAAUCCAUAGGAUGAAUGGGAUGACACAGAAUCUGACCUCUUGGGUUGAAUAGUUUUCUGACAGCAUGCAUACACAUUUGGCCGAGAAGGGUUAUUGACUUAUUUUAGUUUUACUUUUGUUCAAGAAAGAAUGAAUCUAAUUUCCUAGACCGUUAUAAAGGAACUGCAUAUUGUUGAACAAACUAUAGACGACAACUCAUAAUUUCUUGUAAAGUAUUCCAUUCUACAUAUGGAAGAAUCGCUGAUUGAGGGUCGUCUUAGUUAAAAGGGACAGGAUAAGGUGUAUGUGGUUAUUUUACAUUUCCCGAGUUAAAGACUGUGGGCGAAACCUCACACCUCAACGGAGGCGGACCUCCGGUUUUCUCUAGCGUUUUUCUUUUUCUCAUAAUUAAAUACGUGAAAAAGAGGACGGAAAAGCGUUCUUUGGCAUUCGUUAAUUAGUUCUUGCAAUGUCGCUUUUUACCGACAAAUCUCUUAAUCAGACUAUCGGCUCCAAUGAUAUCAAUAUUUAUCUUUCGCGUAAUAAACUUUACGACAGAGUUUCAACAGACACAGCUGAAGCCGAGCCAUAUCUUCUUUAGAAUGUUGAAUAAUUUUAACCCCUAACACCCUAACAUUAAUAUACAUUAUCUCUAUACUGUCCUCUUUACAUUUCCUAUGAUGCUGACAAGAAGAAUCGAGAGUUUUUUGUUGGUGAUCACUUCCUUGAUUCUCAUAACCUUAAUGUGUGAUUCAGGGGUGACAUUGUUAGGAGAAAUUAGGCUUACAACAAACAAUAGAGGCAAGGGAAAGGAUCUAUUAAGUUAACUUUUCUUUCAUUUAGUAAAGUGACUUUUUGUCUCACUCUGACUAAAAGUUCUAAUAUUAUUCCAUCGUCAGAUACUACGAAAGAGUCUCUCGAGAAAAUAAUAGGCGAAAUGGCAAAGAUGGACAGUGAACUUAAAGAAGUGAAGAAAAAGAUGUGUACUUCGACAGCCCCAGUGGGAGAAAGCAGGAAUGAAGGUUAUUUGAACUUUAAGAUAAAAGUUAUCCUGCUUAACCGGAUAUUUAGCCGUAGUCAACAUGUCUUGUAUGUGAGAGAGAGAGAGAGGUCAUCGUAUCUUAAGAGAUUCAGUUUUUCAAUUUAAACAGUUUCUGGAAUAAUCUCUACAAUCUCCUUUUAUUGCCUUCAAUGCUUCAAGUGUGGAGCGUGGGUCACAACUAGGAAAAUGUCGAGUUUGUCGCUCAAAACCGUGGGUCCAUGACAGUGUGACAUCAUUAAUGAUGGAACCAAAUUUGCAGAAAGGAAGGCUAGUUUAUUGGGUUCCGUGUGCUAAAUCUCGGAGGAACUGCAAUAAUUCUUUCAGAGUGUAUGCGUGUUGUUUCGUUAAUAUGAAUACUGUGACGUAUUUUAACUUGUCUGGGUGUCCUUUUAAGCGACGCGAUAUGUCUGUUAUGACUAGAGUGCCAAAUUUUAUUCUUUAAUUUGCAUCCUCUCCACACUGUGCAUAGUUCAUAAUCUGAUAUUUCAACGUAAAUCAUCGAGAAGGUGCCUUUCAAUCAGCUUUUUUUACUUUGUAAGUCGCGCAAGCAUCAUGACCGAUUACGUUUAAGCAACGUUUUAGGACAACUCGGAAUCUAUUCUCCAUUCAGUUGCUAUGAAAACCUAAAAUCUUCGACGUGGAAGAUAAACGAACGAAGUUUGAAAGGUGGAAAGGAGAUCUAAGUCAAUUUUCAGAAUUAUACAAAUAAUCUUUGACACUAGCGCAAUUGAGCAAGCACAUGGAUUUGCGUUGUUUUUAAGAUGUUGGUUGAUGGAAGCCAGGGAUAUACCUGCGGGUUUAAGGCAAUCCAUGACCUAAUUUGUGUCUAAACUAUGCACUGAUAUGCUUUCUCAGGCCGAUUAACGCCUGCAUUUUGAGAAUUCUUUCGUACAAAUUAGUAAAUUUUUUUAUAUGCAAAUUAAGGUCGAAGAGAAGGGUCUCCUCUGAUUACGCUGGUAUGAAAAGUAUUUCAACUGAAGUUUCCAUAUUUUGUCUGUGAACUAACUGAAUACAUCUUGUAACUUGUAGCGAGAUAGAAUUCUGUGAGCUAUAUUAUCGCAGUCGCUGCCCGCUGGACAAAAUCUGUGAAAUUUACAUUUUCGAUCGUUGUCCACAGGGAUGGUCUGGACAAAAAUCAUUUCUGGCUUGUGGCGACGCAAAAAAAGAGAUUUGAAGAACAACUAGACUAUUUUUGAAACAUGUGUCCUAAACCCUUUUCAUGGGCGAAAAAUGAAAGAAAAAUGUUUUUCCGACGGGAAGUCGAAAGAACCGCUCUUAACGAGAGCGGCACUUAACUUCAGCUCGAUGUUAGAAACUAUAGAGUAGGUUCGACUAAAUUCAUAAUCUAAAUGGCUUUUGAUCAGCAAACAUGAAUCAUACACUGAAACAUUUUGCAUCGUCCAAGAAAUUUCUUUGGCAAUGGUGUCGUAAUCAUUCACCUAUUUAAAUUCAGUGCUGAAUGCCAGAGGCAAUUUUCACCAACGCAUUCAUAUGAUUUCUGAAUCAUUUUUCUAUUAUUAGGUAUUUUUGAUCCAAGUGAGCUUAUCAAUGAAAUUCGCCAGUUGUACAAGACUCGUGAGGGAUGGCUCUCACCAUUUCCAUGGUGUGAAGAGUUUCAGUUUUUUCUUGGCAAUAUUUUUACAAGGCUCAAAGUGGUCAGAAGAAAGAAAACGAGAGGAGAAAUCACUGACGUAUUUGUUGACAUGUCGUCAAUACUCGAUCCGUAUGAAGAGUGCUCAGCGCCGAGAACAGUGUUGAUUGAAGGAGAACCUGGUAUGGGAAAAACCACCUACUGUAAAAAGUACGCCUACGACUGGGCCACCAAAAAGCAAGAACUUCAGGGUAGCGGCUCAACAGUAUUCAAAGCGGUAUUGUUGCUGAAAUGUCGAGACAUUCAUUCUGAUAUUUGGGAAGCCAUUGAUGAUCAGCUUCUGCCUCGAGACAUCGAUGAAGAAGUUAAAGAUCAAUUAUUUCAGUUUAUUCGUGAAAAUCAGUCCAGCAUUUUAUUGAUAUUGGAUGGAUUGGAUGAGUUACCUUCCGGCAAAUUGCCGAUGUUUUCCGAAUUAAUUGAAGGAAGAGUACUCCCCAGAUGCCACAUAGUUGCAACAGCAAGACACGAAGCUGGAAAAGAGGUGAGAAAGUGCUGUGACACGCUACUUCAGAUCGAAGGAUAUACUGAAAACCAUGUGAAAGAGUUUGUCACCAAGUACUUUAAAGAAAGGCCGGAUUUAGCCACCAAGCUCUCGGAACGGAUAUCGCGAGAUAAAAACCUGAGAGAAAUGGCAGCCAAUCCUCUGAACACAGCACUUCUUUGUCUUUUAUGCGAAGAGUUUGAGGGCACACUCCCCGAAAACAGAGCUCAGCUGUACUUGGAUAUGGUUGAAUGUGUCUUGAGAAGAUAUAGGAAAAAGAAAGGAAUAUUAGAAACGGGAGUAGACCUGACAAACCUUUACAAACCGCUACUGAAUCACCUUGGGUGGGUAGCGUUGAAUGGUUUAAUUAACGGCAAGUUGGAUUUUGAUGAAACUGAAUUGGGAAAGCAUGCAAAAGACUUGACUGAGCUUGGAUUUCUGUCAGUGCAGCCUGGUGGUAGCAAAUUGAGACAAAAACUGCAUUAUGCUUUCUUACAUAAAAGUUUUCAAGAAUGCUUUGCAGCAUUCUUCAUUUGUUCUCAGAUUCAAAGCAGGGAAAUUAUACCUGAAGAACUAGUCUCCGAUCCAAGGUAUUUCUUUGACCUUAAAAAAGUACUUUUGUUUUCAUGCGGAAUUUUAGGCAUGAAAUGCGAUGAACAAGCUGUGGCACUUGUACAGAGUUUAACAAAUGAAGUCAACGAAAUUAAAGUCCGUGGUACAAAAGUUGUAUUGGAGGCCAUAAACGAAUGUAAAAGAGAAAAAAGCGAUUUUCACUCACAUUUAGCAAAGUAUUUUGGAACUGGUUUGAAUCUCACCUUUUUGUGCUUGGCUUACCAUAGUAUUGAUGAUACUGGUGCUACAUGUCUUGCUGAGGCAAUCAAAGUCAACAAGACGCUAACCAAUUUGGAUUUGUGUGGGAAUGCUAUUUGUGUUGCUGGUGCUACAUCUAUUGCUGAGGCACUCAAAGUCAACGAGACUCUAACCAAUUUGGAUUUGUCUUACAAUGGUAUUAGUAAUACUGGUGCUACAUCUAUUGCUGAGGCAAUCAAAGCCAACAAGACUCUUACCAAUUUGAAUUUAUCUCGCAAUGGUAUUUGUAAUACUGGUGCUACAUCUAUUGCUGAGGCAAUUAAAGUCAACAAGACGCUAACCAAUUUGAAUUUGUCUCGCAAUUGUAUCAGUGAAGCCGUUACUACAUCUAUUGCUGAGGGAAUCAAAGUCAACAAGACGCAAACAAAUUUGGAUUUGUCUCUAUAUGGUAUUAGUGAAGCCGGUGCUACAUCUAUUGAUGAGGCAAUUAAAGUCAACAAGACGCUAACGAAUUUGGAUUUGUCUGAGAAUGGUAUUUGUGUUGCCGGUGCUACAUCUAUCGCUGAGGCAAUCAAAGUCAACAAGACGCUAACCAAUUUGGAUUUGUCUGGGAAUGGUAUUCGUGUUGCCGGUGCUACAUCUAUUGCUGAAGCAAUCAAAGUUAACAAGACACUAACCAAUUUGAAUUUGUCUCGCAAUGUUAUUAGUGAUGCCGGUGCUACAUUUAUUGCUGAGGCAAUCAAAGUCAACAAGACUCUUGCCAAUUUGAAUUUGUCUCGCAAUGGUAUCAGUGAUACAGGUGCUUCGUUUAUUGCCGGGGCAAUCAAAGUUAACAAGACGCUAACCAAUCUGGAUUUGUCUUACGAUGCUAUUAGUGAUGCCGGUGCUACAUCUAUUGCUGAAGCAAUCAAAGUCAACAAGACGCUAACCAAUUUGAAUUUGUCUCUCAAUUAUAAUACAUAA
This is a messenger RNA of Pocillopora meandrina, 6295 nucleotides long. The record is from the annotation of a GenBank genome assembly. NCBI's taxonomy places the organism in Eukaryota, Metazoa, Cnidaria, Anthozoa, Scleractinia, Pocilloporidae.